AUGUCCUGGUUCAAAGGCCUGCCGGGAGCUGAAUCAGCAGUGGAUAAAGGACACCGCUACAACAUAUCUUAUCCAAACACAUUCCUCAGCUCAGGAGAAGGAUCGCUCAUCAUCACCAAUGUCUCCUUGGAGGAUACUGGGAGAUACACCUGUAAAAUGAUGGUCUGGGGUCUAGGCGAAGUACGUGGGAAUGGAAUAAAUCUACAGGUUUAUGAUUCAUAUGCCUCAGACUUGAACACUGAUCCAAAUACUAUUUGCAAUCAGAGACAUGGGCGUUGUCUGGACAACUCAUAUCCUGCUACAGAAGUGGUCUCUGGCCAUGUGAUUGGUAACAACUUUCUUCUCCUUCCCACAGCCCGUCCCUCCCAUCCCAUCAUUUUCUUACAGAUCCAAACUGAACCCAAGCCAAGUUGGACCCUUGUUUGCAGAACACAUGGCUUCUACCCAGCUUCAGUGCAGCUUACAUGGUAUCUUUCUCGACAAAAGCUACCUUCAUCCCAGCAAAAUUGGACAGACCCCGCCGGGUUCCACCAGGCCUCCAGCUUCCUAGAUCUGCCUUACCCCCACCAGAAAACAAGCUACACUUGCAAUUUGGAGCAUCCAUCCUUGAUUGGACCAAUAAAUGUUCAGUAUUUCUAUGAACCCCAACUUCAGAGCUGCUUAACUUCUUCAUCGAUUGAGAUCCUGAAUCUGCUCAAGAUUGGAACAAUCUUCAGCAUCACCAUUGGCUUUCUGGCACCAGUGUGUGUAGGUUUCUGCAAAAAGCAUCCAGGAAGAUCCCCCAUUGCUCAUUUUACAGGAUCUCAACGCAUCCUGGAUUCCCACACCAAAGGAGUCUUUUAAGAGAAAGACAAAUGCAACUUUUGCAGAGCAAUGGACCCAUUUUAAUAUAUCUACAUUUGAAGAGAGAAUUCUACUUCAUGUCUAAUAAGAAAACAGGAAUUUCAAUUUAUAAUCUGUUGUAUAUGUUUUGCUCCUAUAGAUAGAUACAAUUUUUUUUGAUUGACUGGUUUGUUUUGUUGUGCUAUAUGUUAUCUAUACAGGAUGUCUAUAAGGCCACUGCUUAUUUUUAGUAUACCAUUUAAAAUAUUUUUAAAAAUCUAUCCCUGUAACCCUACAAAAUCCAACAGUAGAAGAUAGCCAAACAUCUUUCUGCUCUUUGUGGAAUAGUUCUGGAGUUCUUUUUAAAAUCUUUAUCUUACCAUUAAAACAUUCAGCAACAAUAAAUAUAUA
Molecule: messenger RNA, 1233 nt
Organism: Anolis carolinensis (green anole)
Lineage: Eukaryota; Metazoa; Chordata; Lepidosauria; Squamata; Anolidae
Exons: 5
Coding region: 1-843 (280 amino acids)
Source: RefSeq, a predicted model, not a curated record